Molecule: messenger RNA, 1053 nt
Organism: Mycena indigotica
Lineage: Eukaryota; Fungi; Basidiomycota; Agaricomycetes; Agaricales; Mycenaceae
Product: WD-REPEATS-REGION domain-containing protein
Exons: 6
Coding region: 1-1053 (350 amino acids)
Biological process (GO): mRNA export from nucleus
Cellular component (GO): THO complex part of transcription export complex
Molecular function (GO): protein binding
Source: RefSeq, a predicted model, not a curated record
AUGGAUGAUUCCGACGCUACUCAAAGCUCAGGCCUUGAGCCCCCUCCGCCUCCGCAUAUGACAUUCGCGACGCGGGCUAUCCAUCCACCAACAUUCUCUGCUUUCCUACCACGCGACUACCGCUAUCACAGCCAACAGGCCAUAACUCACGUUGCGUGGAGCUGCGAUGGGCGACGGCUGGCCGGUGUUGGAAUAGACAAAAUAACGCGUGUUUGGACUCCGGAGAAGGGCAUGGAUCAGAAAAGCGCGAGCCUUUUCUCUGGUGCUCACUCAGAUGAUGUCGACUAUGUCUCGUGGAACCCAACCCACCCGGACCUUUUCUGCACAUCCAGUCAAAAGGACAGACGGAUUGUCUUCUGGGAUGCUCGUCAAAGUCGGCAUACCCAGCAAUGCUCGCUCAAAGUGUCCCCCGUGCAGACCAGCUACUCCCCCGACGGCCGCGUUCUUCUCUACACUUCUCUGGGUCACCAAACUUCGUUUCUCGUUUACGAAAAGGACCCCGCGGUCAGCGAUGCAAAAGAUGCAUGGCACCCAUCCCAAAAGGAAUCCAUUAUUGGCUCGACAGCGCUCUUCAAUCACGCUGGCGACGGGCUAAUAUUGACGCACCACAGCGAAUACACACUUCGCGUUGUUGAUUACCCGUCUUUGGUCCUGCGCGAAAGUAUCGCCGCCCAUGUUGGUGGGUGUGUUGCUGUUGCAUUUGACCCCCGUGGACGGUAUUUGGCGUCAGGCGGUAACGACUCCAUCGUGAACCUCUUCGAUCUCAAUGAUUGGAUAUGUGCUCGAACGAUUACUGCGUGCGAACACAGCAUCAACGGCGUCAGCUUCUCGCAUGACGGCGAGUAUCUCGCUAUCGCUAGUGCUGGCUCUUACAUCGACAUUUGUGCGACGGAAACCGCUGCCGCUCUCCAUCGAGUAACAGCAUUGGCACCCGCUCCAACGGUUGCCUGGCAUCCUUCAAAAUACACAAUUGCCUACUGUGGACAAACAGCCCGUCGGGAAGGUGGUCCGCCGCCGGUAGCGGUUGUCAGUCUUUUUGGAUUGAUGGAGUAG